AUGAAGAUUGUGGCGAUUAUUUUUUUAGCUGCUCUAAGCUUUGUUAGCAGUGAAGAUAAUGGACGUUAUCGCCGGGAAUACUACGCGAAUUCCGGAAGAAACCGCUUCCCUGAAAAUGGAAGAUACAACAGUCCUUUCGGAAUAUACAAUAACAAUGUUAGAAACAAUGCGCGAUUUCCGUACAAACCGUAUCAGGAAUUGUCUACACCGUAUUCCACCAAUACUGAAAAAUACAGGAAUAAUGCAGUACAAGUGACCUCAUCUUAUCGACCGGUUACUGUAAAACCCACGACUACUGCUCCUGUUUACACCCUGACAACGAAAAGCAAUAUUGCAGUAACUGGUUCGCCUGUAUACCAGAGAAGUAAUACUCUUGAGGGAAAUGCUAGAAUUGUGAAUCAAGAUAGUGAUCUCGAUGUACAUAAUUAUCGUUACAGCUACUUAACAGAAAAUGGAAUAAGUGCAGGAGAAAGUGGAGUUGUAGAUUCAACAGAAAAUGGAGGUGGCACUAGAGUAAAAGGCUUUUAUGAAUAUUUCGGUGCUGAUGGUAUUAAAUACAGAGUAGAUUAUACCGCCGAUGAAAAUGGUUUUCACCCAACCGGAGCUCAUUUACCUUAA
This is a messenger RNA of Parnassius mnemosyne (clouded apollo), 618 nucleotides long. Lineage: Eukaryota; Metazoa; Arthropoda; Insecta; Lepidoptera; Papilionidae. The record is from the annotation of a GenBank genome assembly.